This is a messenger RNA of Loxodonta africana (African savanna elephant), 3568 nucleotides long. It is a transcript of the gene INSIG1, whose product is annotated as insulin induced gene 1. The transcript has 6 exons. The record is from RefSeq and is a predicted model, not a curated record. Gene Ontology annotation, cellular component: SREBP-SCAP-Insig complex; endoplasmic reticulum. Gene Ontology annotation, biological process: cholesterol biosynthetic process; cellular response to insulin stimulus; SREBP-SCAP complex retention in endoplasmic reticulum. NCBI's taxonomy places the organism in Eukaryota, Metazoa, Chordata, Mammalia, Proboscidea, Elephantidae. The coding region runs from base 141 to 977 and encodes 278 amino acids.
CCGCCUCCCGGGCAGACCCCGGUCUGUAACUUCUGCUGCCGGACGCCGACGGAGGGGCCGGGCUGCGGGGACGCGCUCGUGGCGCUGCUUCUCCAAGUUUGGCGCCGCGUGACACCCAUCUCAGACUCUGGUGGGCACUGAUGCCCAGAUUAGACGACCACUUCUGGAGUUGUUCCUGUCCUGCCAGUGAGAGGCAUAAAAAACACCUGAGAGCCGGCGCUGGAGGGCUGGCAGCCAAAGUGGAAGCCAUGCUCAGUCCCUCUGUGUCCAGCCCCUCUUUGCUGGUGGACCACGGUGCCCCACACAGCAGCCCCUCGCCCAGGCGUCACAGCGCUAGUGUGAGUGGCCACCAUUGCAGCAGCAGCCGCCACGCGAACAGUUGGCAUCAUCACUUGGUACAGAGGAGCCUUGUGCUAUUUUCAGUUGGAGUUGUCCUAGCUCUGGUGCUCAACCUGCUACAGAUUCAGAGGAAUGUCACUCUUUUCCCUGACGAAGUGAUUGCCACCAUCUUCUCUUCUGCCUGGUGGGUUCCUCCCUGUUGUGGGACAGCAGCUGCUGUUGUAGGCUUACUCUACCCCUGCAUCGACAGUCAUCUUGGAGAGCCCCACAAGUUUAAGAGAGAGUGGGCCAGUGUAAUGCGCUGUAUCGCAGUUUUUGUUGGCAUCAACCACGCAAGUGCUAAAUUGGAUUUUGCCAAUAAUGUUCAGUUGUCCUUGACUUUAGCAGCCCUGUCUUUGGGCCUCUGGUGGACAUUUGAUCGUUCAAGAAGUGGUCUUGGGCUUGGAAUUACCAUAGCUUUUCUAGCCACUCUGAUCACUCAGUUUCUCGUAUAUAAUGGUGUUUAUCAGUAUACAUCCCCGGAUUUUCUCUAUAUUCGUUCUUGGCUCCCGUGCAUAUUUUUCUCAGGAGGUGUAACAGUAGGAAACAUAGGACGACAGCUGGCUAUGGGUGCUCCUGAAAAGCCACAUAGUGAUUGAGUCUUCAGACCCACUGAUUCUGAAGAAUAAACACGAUCUAGGAAGAAAAUCUGUGUGACUGGACUAUGACAAAGAUGAUCUUUUUCCUAAAUAAUCUAUUUAGAUUGGGCUGAUUGUAUAAAUGACUCCUAGAAAAGUAUUCACUAUUUUAGAAUGAUGAAGUGGAAACAAUAACCACUUAUCUUGAAAUCUGACCUGAAUUCACUGCGCUGGUACCUGUCUGUGCUCUGGGACCUGUGAUACAGCCUGUGGGUGGGAAUUCAGGCCAGAGGCAGUUCCCCAAGUAUUAGAUUUCAUUUAUGUUAUUAAAACAAGUUGCCAUAUUUCAAAGCCUUGAACUAAAACUUAAUGACCAACUCUUGGUUUUAUAUCAGUGCCCAAAGGAGACAGGUUGAUGGUGCUUAACAAAGACAAGUAUGGUAUAAUAAGAAUAAUAUUUAUCCAAAAGUUUUUUAAAAUAGGGUUGUGUUGAAAAAAAAAAAAAAAUCCUGCGUGGGGAGAUUGUUCUCCGAGUGGGGUCACGGCACUGCGGGGCCUGUGGAGCCCCUCCCCCAGCGCUGCCGAGCUGAGCACGCACACUCACGCACGGGGGGGGGCCUGCGCCCUCGGGCUAGUGGGCACACUGAGGCAUGCAGCAUCGGUGGGAGCUAGGCUUCCCCUACCCAUGGAGUUUUGUGUAGACAAUCUUACUGAAAGCAAAAGGCUUUGAAAAGUCAUAGUUCUACACUGGUCUGUUGAAAUUUCCACCUCAGUUUAUGAAAUUGUAUCCAAAAUCCAUAAUCACCUAAAAGUGAAUACACCUUUGCUAUGUAUUUCAGUCUUAGUGAGCCAAAAUGAUUUCUCUGAUACUCCAGAAUAGAGAUGACUUUUUUUUUUCACAGCCCUAUAGAAUUUGCAAUCUGUGAUUGCCUUGUAAAAAGAAGAGUGCGUUUGUCACUACAUUACACAUUUGGUGUUUCUAAAUAGUCAAUUAUAUUGGUGAGCACAAUGUAUUCAUCUAAUGGCCUAGACCAUUCAGACCCAAUUUGCAAGCGUUGGGUCGUAAACUUCAAGUGCAAUGUAUAUGAAAACCAAUCUGAGCCUUCUAUUCUCUUAAAAUAUUUAUUUUUUUUUUAACGUAUGGGAUGUUGAAGAGAGGGGUUCUGCAUUCAUUUCAGUGCUGCGUGAAGGCAAAAUUCAGCAAUAAUUUCUUUCAGCUGCAGAGUGACUUUAUUGUUGCACUUCUACUGAACGCUGUCCGUUGAGAUACUCCAGUUUUGUAGUUUUAGUAUACUUUUAAUUUUUACUUACAAAUUUACCUUUUCGUAUUAUGCAAUUUAAAUGUUUUUGGCUUGUUUUAAAUUCUGUUACAGUGGCUUAAUUAAAAGACUUUCCUUUUAAAUAGAAGUCACCAGUCAGCAGAAUGGAAAUUUAGACUAAGUUGCCUGUGAGCGUUGAUGUAUGUAUUUGAUUUUGUUUAUGUGAUGAUCCUUGCUGGGUUGUUUUGACAAAGAUAUCUUGGGGGUAAAUCUUAGGUUACUAUAGCUAAUUUGUUUUAGAGGAAAUUUGUUUAAAAGAAAAUGGAUCGUUCUGAACUUUGGAAUGACCCCUUAUAAAUUUUCUGAAAUAGAAAAUGAGUAGUUAUGUAAAAAAUUUUUCAAUGAACAUGUCAGCAUUUUAUGAAAAACCAGAAGUUAUUAGAAGAAAGCAGUGGAUGAAUCUUUAAAAUAUACUUGAUAAUGCACAAACAGUAAGUAUUUUUUUCUCUUCAGCUGGAAAUCUCUGUUAGAAAUAAUGUAGCCAAAAAAAAAAAAAUGUGAAUCUGAAGGAUUUCUUUGCCAAUAAUUAAUAGCAAGCGUAUGAACCAAAGUGAUUUGAGUUUGUGAAAUAGUAUGAACAAACUUUGCACUCUACCAGAUUCGAACAUCUAGUGAGAUUCACAUUCAGACUAAGUUUGUGUUCUUUUUGCAUUCAUUUUUUACUUUUAUUAAAGAUUGAAAACCAACAGUAGUAUUUUUGGGAUUUUCUUUAAAGGGUAUUUUCCGUGUAUUAUGUUGGCCUUUGAAAUCAAAGAAUAUUUUAUAGCUCUUCAAAUUUACUGAAAAUGUUACUGAAUUUCAACACAACCUCUUGGGAAAAGAGAAUAUAAUUUGAGUACAUUUUUUCCUUAUGGUGAAAGUUAAGUGCCAUAAAAGCUAACCUGAACUUCCCACUUGUCCACCACCUCCCCACUGAUAGAUUGAAUCCCGGCACCUCCUUAGCAUACUCUGUCCUCUUCAGGGAUACUGGUCCACGCUAUGAGUGAGGGUCUUUUCCUCUCCAGGCUAUGAUAUAGACCCCAGGAAGAGGUGUGGAGCAUCACGGUACCAGCCAGGAAGCUUGAUGGGUAGCAUGGAUGACUACAUUCUCCUCAAUUCUUACUGGGUUGAAAGUAGCCUCAUAUGACUCUAAAAAGCUAUACUUUUUAACAGUUGGUAUAUUCUGCCAUUUUUUAUGUGAUCAUUUCACAAAUACUUGUUGACUGCCCACCGAGUGAUAUGCGCUGUGCUGGGUCUGAGAUUAAGAGACACUCACCGUAAAGCACAAUAAAAAUUAUUAAAAAAAAAAAAAAA